Molecule: messenger RNA, 705 nt
Organism: Rangifer tarandus platyrhynchus (Svalbard reindeer)
Lineage: Eukaryota; Metazoa; Chordata; Mammalia; Artiodactyla; Cervidae
Source: the annotation of a GenBank genome assembly
AUGGGUCAAAGUCAGAGUGGUGGUGAUGGUCCUGGAGGUGGCAAGAAGGAUGACAAGGACAAGAAAAAGAAAUAUGAACCUCCUGUACCAACUCGAGUUGGGGAAAAGAAGAAGAAAACAAAGGGACCAGAUGCUGCCAGCAAACUGCCCCUGGUGACACCUCACACUCAGUGCCGGUUAAAAUUACUGAAGCUAGAGAGAAUUAAAGACUAUCUUCUCAUGGAGGAAGAAUUCAUUAGAAAUCAGGAGCAAAUGAAGCCCUUAGAAGAAAAGCAAGAGGAGGAAAGGUCGAAGGUGGAUGACCUGAGGGGGACCCCGAUGUCAGUAGGAACCCUGGAGGAGAUCAUCGACGGCAACCACGCCAUCGUGUCGACGCCGGUGGGCUCGGAGCACCACGUCAGCACCCUCUCACCAGGCCGCAUAGACAGGAAGGUCGAGCUCCCCCUGCCCGACGAGAAGACCAAGAAGCGCAUCUUCCAGAUCCACACGAGCAGGAUGACACUGGCUGACGACGUGACCCUGGAUGACCUGAUCAUGGCUAAAGAUGACCUCUCUGGCGCCGACAUCAAGGCAAUCUGCACAGAAGCUGGUCUGAUGGCCUUGAGAGAGCACAGAAUGAAAGUAACAGAUGAAGACUUCAAAAAGUCGAAGGAAAAUGUUCUUUAUAAAAAACAGGAAGGCACCCCGGAGGGGCUCUAUCUGUAG